Babjeviella inositovora NRRL Y-12698 is the source of this 4482-nucleotide messenger RNA. RefSeq lists its product as uncharacterized. Lineage: Eukaryota; Fungi; Ascomycota; Pichiomycetes; Serinales. The transcript has 3 exons. Gene Ontology annotation, cellular component: cytosol. The record is from RefSeq and is a predicted model, not a curated record. The coding region runs from base 1 to 4482 and encodes 1493 amino acids.
AUGACCAACGUAGGAGGACAAGAAACUCCGAAAAGCGACACAGCCACGUUUUACUACAAAUCCGGCACGUCGCUGCCGUUCCGCCAGGAGCUUGAGAUAAACUUGCACAAGCCGUUGGCACCUAGAAGCCCACCCACGCCACAGCUCGAAAAGCAGAUCAGUAGCGCCGAUACAUUCACUAAUAUCCUCAAACAACGUUCCGCCGUGUACAAAGAAACGGCCAUGGUGGUGCUCGACGUGCGCGGCAAGGAGUUUUCCGCCGUGACGUGGGAUAAACUCCUCGCGCGGGCCGAGGCCAUUGGCCUGUACCUCCAGAACAAACAUAAGCUUCCGCGAGGCGAGCGCAUCUGCUUGGUAUACAAAAAUGAUGAAAUGAUUGAGUUCACUAUGGCGCUCAUGGCAUGCUUCAUGGGCGGCUACGUCGCCGUACCCAUUCCGCACUACGGCAAGGAAAAGGACAUAUUCGAAAUGAUGAACCAAUCGGUACCGUCGCUUGCAUUGCUCUCGGACACCGCUAGCAAGCGCUUUGACACGCUCAGGGAGAAUUUGGGUGCGGGUAACUACCCAUGGCCGCUCGUAGCCUCGUCCAAGACGUUCACGCCCAGGGAGCACGAGCUCGCAUAUGUCGAGUUUUCCAAAUCGCCCAGUGGCGAAUACAAGGGUGUGGUACUCUCUCACAAGACACUCUUUCACCAGAUGCACACGAUCGAGACGAUAGUGUCACUGCGACCGGGCUUGGAGCACCCUAUCCGCCGGUCUCUUAAGGGAUUUUCGCGGCACAAGCAAGUGGUUCUCUCGACUCUAUCGCUGCUCUCCUCUGUCGGGCUCAUCAUCGGCUGCUUGUUCCAGAUCUACACCGGAAACUUACUCGUGUGGGCACCGCAGGAGGUAAUGGAGACGCCUGGGUUGUACGCCAACAUUGUCACGCGACACCGUGUCAACGGCUUGCUCGCCGACUACAUCGGGCUCAAGGAGGUGAUCUUUGACUACCAGAGACGGCCGAACGAAACACGCACGUUCAACAACAAGGUAAAGGUGGACCUUGCAUGCGUAAAGUGGUGUCUUGUGAACGCCUCCACGAUCGACGGGGAGUUCCUCAAUCUCGUGUCUGAGCGGUGGUUGCGACCGCUCGGGUGUACGUCUCCACAGACCGCAGUCUGCCCCAUGCUCACGCUCAGCGACUUUGGCGGGAUGGUAAUCGCGAUGCGUGACUGGUUGGGCCCCGUGCCGGAGCUGACUGUGUCAAAGGCAGAAAGCUCGGAACUAUCGGAAGUGAUGAUUGACCGCAAGGCGCUCAUGCACAACAUGGUGAAACUCGUCUCUACCAAGGUCAGCCCAUCCCAGAAAGACACAUCUACGGCAUUGCGCAUCGGUUCCUUUGGUCACCCAAUCCCCGACUCCACUCUUGCGAUUGUGAACCCCGAGACGUACAUCCUCGCUAACCGCAUGGAAGUUGGGGAGAUUUGGAUCGACAGCUUGUGUCUCUCCGGAGGCAUGUUUGAGGGAUUUAAUGCCAAGAUCCGCGCCCAGAAUCAGGCCAUCUUCCAUGCGCAGUGCUUCGACGAAAAUGGGCUCAUCAACAAACAGUUCUUGCGAACCGGGUUGUUGGGCUUUACUCAUGAUGGUAAGCUAUACGUUAUCGGGCUCUAUGAGGACCGAAUCCGCCAGAACAUUGACCCCAAAGACACUGGUCCACUCGCCGCCGUGGCCGAGCGCGACGAAGAGGGCAACGAGCUUAUGUUGGGAAAUGGCAGCACCACCUACCACUACACAUACCAUCUUUCGUCCACCAUUGCCGAAAAGGUGCGCGAGGUGUACGAUUGCACGUUUUUCGACCUUAAUAUCAACGACGAGUACCUUCCAAUCGCCAUCGUCGAGACCAACAUCAACGACACGUUCAUGCCAUCCAUGGACCUUUUGCUAGACACCUUGGACGGCGUGUGUCUGAAGGUGUACCAGGUGUUGCGCAAGACACACAACUUGCACCUCUACUGCGUGAUGGCCACAGAAAAGAACGAGUUGCCGCGGAUCCUCCGCUCCGGGGGUAAUGAGAUUGCCAACAUGAUCAGUAAGCGGUUGUUCCAGGACGGGAACUUACGCAAGGCGCACUUUGUCAAGUUCGACUUCAAGAGCUCGUUGACCAAAAUUCCCUGCGGCGACGACCUCAUCGGGGGCAUCUGGUCUCCCUACUCGUCGUUUGCGCGAAGUGCGCGCUUGCUGCUGCACCUGAUGCAGGUGUCAUCCAUCGACUACCGCGAACACACGCUCGACGCAAAGUACAAGGCCCGUUUGACAGACUUCAAGUCCAUUCUCGACAUUCUCAAGUUCCGCUUCGGUAGCCAGGGCGACGAGGCCGCGUUCCACUACAUCGGGUCGUCCGAGAAGGACAACGUCAAGAUCAGCUGGAAGAAACUCGAGGCGUACAUAUACGGGGUAUGCACAUACAUCUUGACCAAGACGCCGCUCAAAUCUGGCGACCACGUCAUCUUGAUGUACUCGCUUUCCAUCGACUACAUCGUUGCGGUGUAUGCAUGCUUCAUGUUGGGCAUGGUGCCAAUUCCUAUGACGCCAUUCGACUCGCAGCGCUUGAAGGAUGAGUAUCCCGCAUUCAUCGCCACGAUCAAGAGCUACGGUGUGCGUGCGUUGUUUGUCAACGACGACAUCGAGAAGUCGUUCAAGUUCCACGCGCUCGGCGACGCACUUAAGCGUACCGCUCCGAAUUUGCAUGUGAAGAGCACUUCUGGGCUUCACAAGACCAAGCCAAUGCACUCCGGAAAGCUCCAUGCGAUGAUCGCCGAUUACCAGGCCAAGGCGCGCUUCCGUGACGAGGAAACCAUGUGUAUGAUCUGGCUCCACCCUGAAAUGCGCAACAUCGGUGCCGCCAUGAACCACAAGAGCCUCGUGGGUUUAUGCAAGGUGUUUAAGGAGACGUUUGAAAUGGCAAACGACCCGAUGCUCGGCUGUGUGCGUCACUCGUCCGGAAUUGGCUUCUUGCAGAGUGUGUUGAUGGGCGUGUUUCUUGGCUCCACCACUUACUUGUUGUCGCCAGUCACGUUCCGUGACUACCCGUUGAGCUUGUUCAUGGUGUUGUCCAAGUACAAGAUCCGCGACACGUUUGUCACCAACAACAUGUUGAUGCACUCGGUGGCGCAUGUGAAACUAGGCGCCUUUAAGUUGCACGGCUUGAAGAACAUGAUGGUGUACGAUGAAGGAAGAACCAAUCCGAUCGACUUGACCCAUGUGGCCAAGCACUUUGCCAGCUCAGGGUUGUUGUCCACCGCCAUGGCCUCUGUUUACUCGCAUGCGCUUAACCCGCUAAUCGCGUCCCGGUCGUUCAUGCCCAGUGCUCCGCUCAAGUUGUACCUCGAUCCGGUCACAUUGAGUAAAGGGAUGGUGAAGCUAGUCAACCCGUCAGAGACCCCUUACCACAUUGCGGUUCAAGACUCAGGCGUGGUACCGGUGUGCACCGAAAUCGUCAUUGUCAACCCGGAGACGUGCAAAAUCUGCCGCGAAGGCGAAAUCGGGGAAAUCUGGGUGUGUUCGGAGGGCAACUUGACUUCAUUCACAAACGGCACCACUGUGCCGAAGGACUACUUCCGGUUGAGUCAGCUCAACGGGAAGAUUGUAGAUGGAAACCCCCGGAUGACAUAUCUCCGAACCGGCGACUUGGGGUUCUUGUACUCUCUAGAUCUCAAGGGAGCUACCGGGAGCAAACCGGUUCAGCCGCUCUAUGUGUUGGGGAACAUUGCCGACACGUUCGAAAGUUUGGGCCUCCAUCACUUUUCGUUUGACGUGGAGCAGACCAUCAGCGACUCACACCGCAACAUCUUCCGCAACGGCGUCUUCCGGUGUAACGGUUACAUCAUCGCGGUGGUCGAGACCGACAGAGAGCUGCACCAGGCCGCGUUGGUACCGGUUAUCAUCAACAAGGUGUUCACUAAACACCGAUUAAUCAUUGACAUUGUAUCUUUUGUCGCCAAGAACACCCUUCCGUUGUCACAGUUGCGUAUUUUGCAGCGCUCCAAGAUCAUUUCUUCCUACAUUGGGAAGGAGAAGGAGGCAAAGCGUAUCCCGCUUUUGGUGUCAUUUGGGACAAACUAUGGGGAACCGGCGAUGGUCAAGGUGAUCAAGGAUAUCGAUGAGCUCGCCCCGAUAGAUAGCGAGAUACAAUCCAUCUACAGCUCCGACUCCCGCUUGACACACAACACUGUCUCUCACAGCUUGCGGUACGCGCCAUCUGAGACCACUGAGCUUGAUGACGAUUCCAGCAGCUUUGAUUUUAGAGGGCCCUUACAGACUGAUGACUGUUCGUUGACCCCUGCGGUCAGCGCAGAUACCCCUGAGGACCAGUCGCUCCACGAUUUUGACGAGAUGGAAUACAACUCUGAAUCAGAAGAUGAAAUUUUAGAGUGGUAUGGUUCGGAUACUGGUAGCGUUGAAGAAAAUUACGCCGGUCCAAAGCUUUCCGUGGUCAAUGUCUAG